Molecule: messenger RNA, 2322 nt
Organism: Suillus subaureus
Lineage: Eukaryota; Fungi; Basidiomycota; Agaricomycetes; Boletales; Suillaceae
Exons: 8
Coding region: 333-1895 (520 amino acids)
Source: RefSeq, a predicted model, not a curated record
CAGUGAUGAUGAAAGUCUGCUGCUUUGCGAUAGCAUACAGGGUGUUGGCACUCUUCACGUGCAGCAGUAGCCUGUCACGGCCUGCCGCAUCAGAGAGCGUAUUUACGAGCUUGAACAAGUGCUGCACGUGCUGUUAGCGGGCCCCUAGAAUCUCCGGCGCCUGGUUCAUGCCAAUCACCAAUAUCGUGCAAAGUCGUACGGUACUAGACCAGCGGAGUGUGAACUCUCACAACGGAGUGUGAAAUGGAUAGGUUUACACUCUACUAGUCAGGCAUGCCGAAGCGCGCCGAUUUCAACGUAUCAUUGAGUGUUCCACGCACACUGCCACGACCAUGGAAUCGUUCAAGUUCACGUUCAAAGGAAAUAACUUGACGCACUCCAGACUAUCAGAUGGCUCGACUUUACCUCUCAGCAACUCCGACACGAGGUCACUUCCAUCGCGAUUUUCACUGACGAGGCGAUGUACCCGUCUUCUAACGGGAUUAAUUUUGGUCUGCCUAUUUCUAUUCUUCUCAAGCAUCAAAGCGACCGGUCCAUCUCGGGCGCAGGAGCAAUCUCUCGCGGAACAGCACUCGCUACCGCCGUUGUACGAGGAAUAUCAUGAUUAUGAACGACACUUGCCUCAGCAUAAUCUUUCAUUACCUUUCCCAGAGGGACGUGAUGCGAAGUUCUUUUGGGCCGCCAACCAUGUCACUAGUUCGGGAUGGGGAAAUGCCAUGCAGGAGCUCGUGAUGAAUGCAGUAUUGGCUCAUGCAACUAGACGAGCCUUUGUGUUUGAUAAUUUCACUUGGGAACGAAAUGCUAUCGAUUACUCAACGUUCAAUGGAAAACUCAUACCUUCGCGUAUACCCUUGUCAGCUAUUAUCAGUGGCCCCAUAAUAGGGUCGUCAUUCCCUCCCGGGGAUGCUGCUCCUCGUGCUGUCUCACAGGAGUACUUCAAGAAAGUUUGCCCAAACCCCACUAUCAUCGACAGCUGGGAUGUGAACGAGCAUCUUAGGUUGGACAAUAACGUACUUGCUCUGGAAAUAUUUGAGAAAUGGGUGGAGAAAUUGAAUUCCAUCGACGACCCAUGCGUUGAGAUAAAACAGGAAUCAUACCAACUAUUUGAGAUUUGGCUAUUUGGAUCAAAACGCAUACUUUCAAUCUGGCCCAUCCUAUCCAAGUCGCCUGCCCUCACAGAUUUUUCUUGGUCUCCGCUUAUUCUUCAAGCAUACGCGGAUAAUGCUCAUUUGUUUACGCCGACUUCUUCCUCGUUCCGAUUUUUCCCCUCGUUCAUGCGCCCUUCCAGUCCAACUCCUACAACAUUACACGACGUCCAUCCUAUUGUCAAAGCAAAGGAAAUGGAUACUGUAGCCGGAUUACUGGCUCUUCAUAUUCGCCGAGGCGACUUCGCAGGUCAUUGUUCACAUCUUGCUAACUGGUCCUCAGAUUGGAACGGGUUCAACAAGUUCUCUGCCCUCCCUGAUAAGUUCAGGGUCCCUACAGACGGCGGCUGGGGCGAGACCACAGAGGCAAACACGAACAUGUACUUCAAAGCGUGUUUCCCAACGAUUGAACAGAUUAUCGAGAAAGUCCAGGCCGUGCUUGCUGAUCAAAGGCGUCUAUAUGGAUCCGCAAAGGAGUUGAGGAGCAUAUACAUUAUGACGAAUGGAGACGUGGAGUGGCUGCAGCAGCUUAGGGAGGCUCUUAUGCAGGUAAAAAAAUGGGAUGCUGUUGCUACCAGCAGGGAUUUGAAGUUGAGUUGGGAGGCAAGGCCUGUCGCACAGGCCGUGGACAUGCUGAUCGGUCAGCGUGCUCAGGUGUUAAUAGGUAAUGGGUUUUCUAGCCUAACAUCCAACAUUGUGAUGUUACGCACGUUGGGGGAUGUUCCCUCGGAAGAUACUCGGUUCUGGUGAGGAUGGUUUCCCGUUUAUUGGAGUGAUGUAGCGUAGAUCCCCUAUCUUAUUGGGUCACUGACGGCUUUUCUCAACCUUUGGGGUCACUUGGCGAAUGUUCCGGAGUCGGUAUACAUGAAUUAUUUUAUCUAUUCGUCUGGCCUCUGCACGUCGCUACCAACCCUUUCAUUGCGGAAUGUUUAUUUUUGUAUUAUUACUCAGUUAUACCCCUUCUCAUAUACCCUCGAUAAUGAUCUGCGGAAACACCUAUCUCCCCAUUCCGGUGCUGUGAUGGGUACUCGCAAGUUCACGACUUACGAUCGAAGUAGAGAUGAUCGACUCGAAUAUUCAGGCACCUGGCUCCUGUAUGUCGCUUUCGCACAGCGGGAAAACCUUUCCUUUCUUGCACGUGUGUCUCUAGAUUGUUCUCGCCCCUUGAUUAUUUGUG